AUGGAGGACCACACAUUCUUUGACCUCAGUAGAGUUUAGAUUACAACCGUCGCAAGAAAAGACUGAAAUUCCACGUUUUGCACAGUUAAGUGUUGUUGUUUAUGUGUUGUUAGUCCGGUUUUUGUUUUGUGUCCUAUUGAAACUGCACAAGUUUUUACGCUUUAUUACUACUGCUAUUUCCUUCCGAUGAAAAAAUGUAACAAAAUUGAUCUGAGUUAAUUGCAUUGAUAUUUGUUGCAUCCCUGAGGGUGGUGAUUCGCACGAAAAAAAAUGUCCCACCAACGGGCAAAGUCCUCCCGGUGACCCCUCCUCAGGGGAGGGCAGAUAAGCGGCUAAACACCGUCGUUGCAGAGGCUUUCGCACGCCACCAAACAGUUCAGUUCGCAGCGACCGGUUGCGACGAGCGAAUCGUUUCUUGUUUGCGGAAGAACUUCCGCCGCGCGUCCACUUUCGUAUGCUAAACCGCGAUCGUCGUCGGUACGGUUACGCAAGCGGUUUGUUGAUUGAGUGCAUUGCCCGCGUUUCCGUAAACACAUAAGUGGAGUGCGCCUUCAAGAUGCCAGGAUCACCCGUGAACAAGGAUCUGCAGGCUGAGCGCGAUAAGUGUAGCUUCGACAAGAAUGAGUUUACCCUCUGGUGGGUCGGUGGCAAGGAGAAGCUGAAGGAGAAAUUAGAUCUAGAAAAAUUCCUCGAAAGCGAUCCAGAAUUCCAAAACAGCACUCCAACCCACUUCCUCUCGCACAAGGAACUGUAUGAAGAAACCAUUCGCCAGGCGACAGUCAUAUUCCGGAAGGUGCGACGAUUCCACGAGGACCGAGGCAAUGGAGACCCAUCAAACUAUAUGGCAACCCUCGGCGGACUGCUGGGCAAUGGCAUCAUUCGCCAGGGCAAUCCGAUGGGCGUCCACUUUGCGAUGUUUGUGCCGGCAAUACUGGGCCAUGGUUCGCCCGAACAGCAAGCGGAAUGGCUUCCGCGUUCGCUCAAAUGCCAGAUCAUUGGUACGUACGCGCAGACCGAGCUUGGGCACGGUACAUUUUUGCGCGGCCUGGAAACGACGGCCACAUACGACGAACGCACUCAAGAGUUCGUGCUCGAGAGCCCCACAUUGAGCUCAUACAAAUGGUGGCCAGGCGGCUUGGCCCAUACGGCAAACUACUGUGUGGUGAUGGCGCAACUCUUUUCGAAGGGCAACUGUCACGGAAUUCAGCCCUUUAUUGUGCAGCUGCGCGACGAGGAAACGCACAUGCCACUGAAGGGCAUUACGAUCGGCGAGAUCGGCAACAAACUGGGAAUGAACAGUGUCAACAACGGCUUUUUGGGAUUCGAUCAUGUUCGCAUUCCACGCAAGAACAUGCUGAUGAAGAACGCCAAACUGUUAGCGGACGGCACGUUCGUGAAGCCACCGUCCCAGGCCCUCACCUACGGAACGAUGAUGUUCGUGCGGGUUGUCAUCUGUCGCGAUAUGGCGUUCCAUCUGGCCAAAAUGGCAACCAUAGCAGUGCGAUACUCGUGCGUCCGUCGCCAGAGUCAAAUCAACCCAGAUCAACCGGAGGUGCAGGUAAUCGAUCACUUGACACAGCAAUACAAGCUGUUCCCAGCGAUCGCCAAGAGUAUCGUUUUCAAGCUAACAUCGGAGAACCUGUGGCAAAUGUACACCCAGGUGACGGCUGAGCUGGAUGAGGGUAAACUGGAGCGACUCCCUGAAUUGCAUGCCAUUGCAUGCUGCCUGAAGGUGGUUACCACAGCCGAUACAGCGACGGCUGUUGAAACAUGCCGCAUGGCGUGCGGUGGCCACGGCUACAUGACCUGCGCCAAUUUCUACAACACGUACGGGUUCGUCACUGCCGCCUGCACCUACGAAGGCGAGAAUACGGUGCUGCUCCUGCAAACGGCCAGAUACCUGGUGAAGGUUUGGAAUCAGGCUAUCAAAGGGCAGCCCCUUGUCCCGACCGUGCAAUACUUGGCGAACUUUAUUCAAAGUAAAAACAACCGCCACCCGUGGACCGAUUCCGUACCGGGGAUAAUCAAGGCCCUGCAAACCGUAGCCGCAGCCAAACUGCGACUGGCCUACGAGCACAUCGAGCAGCGCAAAAAGGCUGGCUACACGCACGAGGAAGCGGUCAAUUUGACUGGCCUUGAGUUGACUCAAACUGCCGAAGUUCACUGCCGUGCCUUCUUGGUGCAGUCCGGGUACGAGAUGAUCGAGAAACUGUGCCAAACCGUGUCGGCCCCGCUGGCGAAGGUGAUGCGUACGAUCGGAGAACUGUACGCGUAUAACGAGGCACUCGAUAUGCUUGCUAGCUUAGUUCGGUUCACAUCGAUCAGCGAAAGCGACAUCAAUCGUCUGCAGGCAAAGCUGGAGCAAACGCUGCUGUCGAUUCGCCCGAACGCGGUCAGCAUCGUCGAUUCGUUUGCCAUUCCGGAUAUGUUGCUGGGAUCGCCACUUGGAGCGCACGAUGGUAACGUCUAUGAGAAGCUGUACGAAGAGGCCAAGAAAAGUCCUCUGAACCAGGAACCGGUUAACAAAUCAUUCCACCUGUACCUGAAGCCAUUCAUGCGUUCGAGCUUGUAAUUAAUAUCUAUCGUUCUUUAUCCUGUGCGGGGUUCCUUUAUGCUGGUGCUAAUCGUAUGUUAUCUGGUUUCUUUGGUUAUGGAAAAUGUUAUGCAAUGUUUAUAACUGAAAUACAAUAUGUUUCUACAAUUUG
Anopheles bellator is the source of this 2705-nucleotide messenger RNA. RefSeq names its product probable peroxisomal acyl-coenzyme A oxidase 1. The transcript is spliced from 9 exons. Gene Ontology annotation, molecular function: fatty acid binding; acyl-CoA oxidase activity; FAD binding. The record is from RefSeq and is a predicted model, not a curated record. Lineage: Eukaryota; Metazoa; Arthropoda; Insecta; Diptera; Culicidae. Bases 557 to 2572 code for a protein of 671 amino acids. Gene Ontology annotation, cellular component: peroxisome. Gene Ontology annotation, biological process: lipid homeostasis; fatty acid beta-oxidation using acyl-CoA oxidase.